AUGGAUGCUCAAGUAUCUGCUGUCAACCGUUUCCUUGGAACCACAACUGGUCGUGAAAAGCUAUGUCGUCUUGUUCAAUACUUUGCAAGAUUCUACGCAUUCUACUUGUGGCGCCAAGGAGCUCCCAAGGAAGUCAUCCAACGUUGGGCUGAUCUCAAGCAGCAUAUUGGCAAUGGUCGUAAAUUCUUUCGCUUGCUAAAGCCCAUUGAAUUUGUGCAAACAGCGAUCCAUAUCAAUGGUUCAGUCAAAGAUGAUAUUCAACGUGUGACAACCAUUGUCAAGCAUCUCACCAACGCGCUCUACUACAGCUCUGAAGUGUUUGUCUUGACUACAGCAGUGGGUUUCUAUCGACCUAAGGCUAUUGACAAAAUUACCAGCUUUGGUCAACGUUGUUGGUUUAUCAGCUUGUUUUCAUCCAUCCUUGCCGACCUUUACAAGCUGCGACAGCUAAACGGACGUGCCCUCGAACUUGAAAGAGGCCUUAAAACACCUGAAGGAAGAAAAGAUCCAGAGCUUCAAUCCCAAGAAAAGAUAUUGACAAAGGAGGUGAAAGCAGCCUAUUUCCAACUAUUGCAGGACGUGGUCGAUAUCAUUAUCCCAGCAGGCAACCUUCGUUGGCUCCCAGUGGAUGAAGGCGUCAUUGGCAUUGCAGGUAUGAUUACUGCUUGGACGGCCAUGAUGACACAAUGGAGCAAGGUCAACCCUUGA
Lichtheimia ornata is the source of this 708-nucleotide messenger RNA. RefSeq lists its product as uncharacterized. The coding region runs from base 1 to 708 and encodes 235 amino acids. The record is from RefSeq and is a predicted model, not a curated record. The transcript has 4 exons. Lineage: Eukaryota; Fungi; Mucoromycota; Mucoromycetes; Mucorales; Lichtheimiaceae. Gene Ontology annotation, biological process: regulation of peroxisome size; peroxisome fission. Gene Ontology annotation, cellular component: peroxisomal membrane.